Molecule: messenger RNA, 2083 nt
Organism: Budorcas taxicolor (takin)
Lineage: Eukaryota; Metazoa; Chordata; Mammalia; Artiodactyla; Bovidae
Gene: ZC3HC1
Product: zinc finger C3HC-type containing 1
Exons: 10
Coding region: 211-1719 (502 amino acids)
Cellular component (GO): nucleus
Molecular function (GO): zinc ion binding
Source: RefSeq, a predicted model, not a curated record
UAACCACUGGACCUCCAGAGAAGUCCCUAGCUCGCUCUAAAACGAGAAUUUGCUUCCUUUUAACGUGGCCAAGAAGCGCUGGGCCCCGCGGUGAGGCCCCACAGGUCUCUCGGGCUAACAAGCGGGAAGCCAAAGAAAGAUCUUAACCGCCCAGAACGGAAGUUCCUGAGCCUUCACACCCGCGGGGAAGUAACCCGGACACGGACCAAGAUGGCGGCGCCCAGUGAGGGGACGGCCUUUGCUGCGGGGGUCGAAAAGAAUUGGAGUGCGGUUGUUCGCUCUCCAGAAGGGACUCCCCAAAAAGUCCGGCAGCUGAUAGAUGAGGGAAUUGCCCCAGAAGAGGGAGGCGCCGAAGCGAAGGACACAUCUGCCACAUUCCAGUCAGUUAAUGGAUCACCCCAAGCAGAAGAACCGCCGUUGGAAUCUACAAGCAAAGAAGCCUUCUUUAGCAGAGUGGAAACAUAUUCUUCUCUGAAAUGGGCAGGCAAGCCCUCUGAGCUGUCUCCACUGGUCUGUGCAAAAUACGGCUGGAUCACAGUUGAGUGUGAUAUGCUGAAGUGCUCCAGCUGUCAGGCUUUCCUCUGUGCCACUUUACAACCAGCUUUUGAUUUUGACAGAUAUAAGGAACGAUGUGCUGAGCUGAAGAAAGCCUUAUGUACUGCCCAUGAGAAGUUCUGUUUCUGGCCAGACAGCCCCUCUCCAGAUCGAUUUGGGAUGUUGCCAUUGGAUGAGCCCACUGUUCUUGUUAAUGAAUUCCUAGAUCGUUUUCAAAGCCUUUGUCACUUGGACCUCCAGCUUCCUUCCUUGAGGCCAGAGGACUUAAAAACUAUGUGCUUGACAGAAGACAAGAUCAGUCUUCUCCUGCACCUGCUUGAAGAUGAACUGGAUCACCGGACUGAUGAGAGAAAAACUGCAACCAAAUUAGGCUCAGACAUCCAAGUGCAUGUCACUGCCUGUAUUCUCUCCGUGUGUGGCUGGGCGUGUAGUUCUUUGUUGGAACCCAUGCAGCUCUCCCUGAUAACUUGUUCACAGUGUAUGAGGAAGGUGGGGCUCUGGGGCUUCCAGCAGAUUGAGUCAUCCAUGACCGACCUGGACGCUUCCUUGGGCCUGACCAGCUCCCCUGUCCCGGGAUCUGAGGGCCGGCCAGAGCGCUCCCCUCUGGUGCCUGAGUCUCCUCGCAGGAUGGUGACUCGGAGCCAGGAUACCAUCUUUUCCCCAGGCUCAGAGCAGGCUGAAAAGAGCCCAGGUCCCAUCGUCUCCAGAACUCGGAGUGGGGACUCUUCCAGUCCUGUGGACCGUCCCGAGCCGGAGGCUGCUGGCCCCGCCACCAGAACCCGCCCAGUGACCCGCAGUAUGGGAACAGGAGACAGCGCCGGCCUGGAAGUGCCAUCUAGUCCUCUUCGAAAAGCCAAACGGGCUCGCCUCUGCUCUUCCAGCAGCUUGGAUGCCUCUUCCCGAAGCUUCUUUGAUCCCACGUCUCAGCAUAGAGACUGGUGCCCUUGGGUGAACAUCACACUGGGCAUAGAAACCAGGGAGAAUAGUGGUACGGAGGUGGAUGCCAGCACUCCGGCAGAGCCAGGCUGGAAGGCAGUGCUGAACAUCCUCUUGGCCCACAAACAAUCUAACCAGCCCGCUGAAACCGACUCCAUGAGUCUCUCUGAGAAAUCAAGAAAGGUAUUCCGAAUAUUCCGGCAGUGGGAAUCUCUGUGCUCAUCCUGAAGAUAUCCCAGCCCUUCCUGCAGAGAAGUGGAAUGAGUGGCUUUGAAAAAUAAAGCCUAAAUUCCUUUCUGAGCAGCUGAUGCUAAGGUUUUCUCCUUUCUGAUUUAAUCACAAGGAGCCCCUGCCCUUGCAAAGACUUGUGUGUCACCGCCUGCAUCUGACAAGAGGAGACUUAUUUGCAGCACAGGGAUGUGGGCAGGAGAGGCAGGGCGAGCCUGGCCCCGGUGAAGGAGUGCCUGAUUCCAAAACUCCAGAGAGGACCCCAGCCUUGAGCAGUUUUUGUGUCUGAGGUUGGGGCAGUGUUUUGGAGACUCUUAUGUCCCAGGAAUAUGUCAGUGUGUGUUAAUAAAGCAUUUGUUAAGAU